AGUUGAAGAUUUAUUGUUGUUUCUUUCAAAUUUCAGACAUUCAAAUGAUGAAGAUCAACCAGACAGUCCUGAAGGAAUUCAUUCUUGUUGGCUUUUCUGUGUACCCACAUGUACAGACAUUUCUUUUUGUGGUCUUCUUUUGUCUCUACCUUCUCACCCUUGCAGGUAAUCUGACCAUCAUGGGCCUAACCUGGGUGGACAGGUCCCUCCACACCCCUAUGUAUCUCUUCCUUUGUUCACUCUCCUUCUCUGAGACCUGCUACACACUGACCAUCAUCCCAAAGAUGCUGAAAGAUCUACUGGCCAAGGACGGAAACAUUUCAGUUAUAGGUUGUAGCUUACAGAUGUGCUUCUUCUUGGGACUUGGUGGUACACACUGUAUCAUCCUCACUUUGAUGGGAUAUGACCGCUUCCUUGCCAUCUGUAACCCUCUAAAAUAUCCACUGCUUAUGACCAACAUUGUAUGUGGACAACUUGUGGCCUCUGCUUGGGCUGCAGGCUUCUUUAUCUCUCUUACAGAGACUGCACUGAUAUUCAGGGGCUCUUUCUGCAGAUCCAACCUUGUCAAACACUUCUUCUGCCAUAUGCGGGCAGUUAUUAGGCUCUCCUGUAUAGACAGUAAUCUGACAGAAUUCAUUGUAACAUUGAUCUCAGUGUCCGGCUUGCUGGGUACCUUUCUGCUCAUCAUCCUGACUUAUGUCUUCAUUAUUUCUACUGUCCUCAGGAUUCCUUCAGCUGAGGGCAAGCAGAAGGCCUUCUCCACCUGUGCCUCCCAUCUCACAGUGGUUAUAAUCCACUUUGGUUUUGCAUCUAUUGUUUAUUUGAAGCCAGAAGCCUCAGGAGAUGACACACUCAUAGCAGUCCCUUAUACUGUCAUUACCCCCUUCCUCAGCCCCAUCAUAUUCAGCCUGAGGAAUAAGGACAUGAAAAAUGCUUUUAGAAGAAUGAUGGGAAACACAAUUGCCUUGAAAAAUAAUCUUAAGUUGUUGCUGCUUGUUUGA
Chlorocebus sabaeus (green monkey) is the source of this 1001-nucleotide messenger RNA. It is a transcript of the gene OR10X1, whose product is annotated as olfactory receptor family 10 subfamily X member 1. Lineage: Eukaryota; Metazoa; Chordata; Mammalia; Primates; Cercopithecidae. Gene Ontology annotation, biological process: G protein-coupled receptor signaling pathway. Gene Ontology annotation, cellular component: membrane. Gene Ontology annotation, molecular function: olfactory receptor activity; G protein-coupled receptor activity. The record is from RefSeq and is a predicted model, not a curated record.